Molecule: messenger RNA, 806 nt
Organism: Seriola aureovittata
Lineage: Eukaryota; Metazoa; Chordata; Actinopteri; Carangiformes; Carangidae
Exons: 4
Coding region: 68-670 (200 amino acids)
Biological process (GO): positive regulation of T cell proliferation; cellular response to lipopolysaccharide; negative regulation of T cell proliferation
Cellular component (GO): external side of plasma membrane
Source: RefSeq, a predicted model, not a curated record
UGUGAUGCUGCUGUGACUGGUUCUGGUUUUUCUCCUUCACCACCACAGAAGAGACUGAAGGGAGAAGAUGAUCUGCUGCAUCCUGCUGCUCCUCACACUCACCUCCUGUGUCUGUGGAACAUUUGUAGUGAACGUGACACAGAGCUCCUAUCAGGCAGAGGAGAACCACAACAUCACACUGGAGUGGAGCUUCACAACCAAACCUCACACUCCAUCUGACUUCCUUAUUAUCUUCUGUCAGCUGAUCACUGAUCUCAGAGCCUCAGUCCUGUAUCAUCUACGUGAGGGUGUUGAGUCUCAGGAUGAAGAGUUUUCAGGACGAGUCCAGUGCGACAAAGACGUCCUCAGAGAAGGACGAAUCAGACUUCAUGUGUCCAGACUGAGGACUGAGGACUCAGGACUGUACCGGUGUCAGGUCCUCACCUCUGAUGGGAGGAGCUCUGGUAAAUGUCACCUCAACGUCUCUGCAGCUGUUGAUCAGCCUGAAACUCAGAGACCAACUGAGAGACCAGAACCAGAGAGUCGGGGAAGGAUCGGCCUCUACGCUGGACUGGGACUGACAGCAGCAGCAGCAGCAGCAGCAGCAGCAGCAGCAGCUCUACUGGUCAAACUCUGCUGUUCCUCAACUCCUUGUUUCACUAAAUCUCCUGAUGAGACAGUAAACCUUUAAUCAGAGGUGGACCUCUUCUCCUCACAGCAAGCAUUCUUAAAGAGCACAAGAGCUCCCAGGGAUCCAAACAGCACGAACAGACCGAAAGCUACUGGCCACCCAGCGUACAUCCAAGAUUCUGCCAAUGCGAAGAAGU